This is a messenger RNA of Anastrepha obliqua, 868 nucleotides long. RefSeq lists its product as uncharacterized. Gene Ontology annotation, molecular function: nucleic acid binding. NCBI's taxonomy places the organism in Eukaryota, Metazoa, Arthropoda, Insecta, Diptera, Tephritidae. Bases 1 to 654 code for a protein of 217 amino acids. The record is from RefSeq and is a predicted model, not a curated record. The transcript has 3 exons.
AUGAUGGAGCCCGCCUGCUUAGCGACUUCGCUAAACGAUUUUGGUGGGCCACCACCAAUCUUGGGUCUCUUCUCUUUGGAGACGUCCUCCUCCUGGGAGCGUUGCCUUUUUACUCCCGAGCCCGGUUGCGUAUUACCGCAAAGUCUCAUAUAUCGAUUGGCAGCAAUUCGUCAGUUCCAUCUGGAACAUUUCUUGCCUGUGGUCACUCCCGUAACGUCUCUCUAUAGCUGCUAUCCGACUUUCAUAGUUACAUCGACCGGCUUCUGGAACCACCAGCAGUGCUUCAGCAACGGCACCCUUAAGCGACUUACUCCUCAAGAAUUAAAAGUAUUACGAAAAUCGACUAUCGGGCUUAAUGGCUACGUCAGUAAGCGAAAUUGCCGCAUUUGGGCUGGGGAGCAACCCAAAGCCAUUCAAGAACAACCAUUACAGCCAUUACAUCCAUUGAGAACAACCUUCUUCAGAGAUGAGUCUGGCGCUAAUGUAACAGUGAAUGGCGAACGCUAUCGCGCAAUGAUAAACGACUUUUUGAUGCCGGAAAGUGAAGCCCGUGAUCUCCACAAUAUUUGGUUCCAACAAGGCGGCGUUACUUGCCACGCAGCCCGUGAAACAAUGAAUUUAUUGCGAGGUUGUUUCGGGGUAUGCAAAGUCUAAAUGCGUUGUAGAUAAACCAGCUUUGAUCGAGGCAUUGGAAACCAACAUUACUUCUUCUUCUUCACGAUAUACCGGCCGAAGUCCUCCAGCGAGUCAUUCAAAAUUGGUGUUUACGGAUAGCCGAAUUACGGUGCAAUUGCGGCCAACAUAUGAAAGGAAUUAUCUAUUAUAUAAAAAGUAAAUGUUAUGAAUGGCUCUACACAAAAAUAUUAAA